Symbiodinium sp. CCMP2456 is the source of this 384-nucleotide messenger RNA. Lineage: Eukaryota; Dinophyceae; Suessiales; Symbiodiniaceae. The record is from the annotation of a GenBank genome assembly.
AUGGGAAAAGUUCGCCCGGCCAAAGCACCAAGGCCGCGAAGACAAGAUGCAGGCCAAGCAGCUGCUUCCAAAGGCGUAAAACGCCGCAUCGGCAAGGCAAGUAAGUCCGGCAACAUGCAAGGAUCUUCGAAGGCCUCAAAGACGGUGCUGGAAGUGGCCACAGGUCCCCAGGCUCGUCGUGCCUUGGUGGCCUCUUCGGCUCGUGCCGGCAAGGUGCCUGCGGCACCGAAGCUGGGACCAAGGCCCAAGAUGAACGGAGCUCGAAUGAUGCAGGAAAUUGAGGAAGCUCGUGAGCAUGCCGAGAAGGCGCGUAGCUUGGCCCCCCAUCAUGCAGUGUCAUCGGCCAAAGAUUUAGCUGAAGUCAAGACACUGCAACCACUCUAG